ACGUCGAAAGUUGUUUGAGCGAAACAUUUAAUUCGACCUUCCAAGAGGCGCACGAAUGCCGCCAGGCGUGGUAGGACGAAGAAGCAUCGUGCCACUUGUGUACAUAUGUUUUAUGAACGCCGAUGUCUACCUUUCGACUUCCAACGCAGCCGCGGCGUGGCUUCGCGUGGAGGAAAAACAGCUGAUUGCCCAAGUACACGUGACCUCACGGACGACGCUGUUGCUACGCGUUUCGUGAGUGGUCGAGCCUAGCGGCCCACGAUUGGUUGGCACGGUGCCAGUCACGUGGACAUGCGACCUCUAGCGUGCGAGUUGGAUCAGCUGUCUGCUGCCUCAGUUGUGUUGCAGAAGACAGUGCAGGAAGUGGCUUGUUUUGGGCUGACAUGUCAGGUGCUCGCAAGUUUCGUUCCUGCGUGGACGGUGCUUGCACGACGGGAAUCGCCUGACGGACUUUUGGGACUGUGAUGGUUGCUGGAAAUCCCUGCGAGUGCCUUGAGUUGUGGAGACCAUGGCCCCAGCAGCGGUGUUGCUCGCCCCUCUGACCCGUUCGUCGAGCGGCCCGUGCGCCAGUUGGACGCUUCAGCCGAGCCUAGACCCGUGACCGGUUCUCCUGGGCUGGAACGCAAAGGGUCGACCGAGGCGCUGUGUAUACCCUGCUGCUGCUGGCCUCUGUCGUGCGUCUGUCCCGCUCGUUUGGUGUGCGGCCGUGUAGCUUCCCGUAGCAGGCGCAGGCUGUCCUCCGGCUUCUUCGGAGUUACUGAAGGCGCUUCGCAGCGCCCCCGAGAUCGCUGCCCAGGAUGAGACCAACUGCGGAGCCGCCCGAUGUGCGCCCAGUACCGAAGGAAGUGGUGAUCGAUCCAUACGACUUCUUCACCGAUGUGGGAAGCCUGGUGCUAGAAGGUCGGAUUCGAUGCCCCUCUUCUAGGAAGGGCGUGACAGAGGGCCCUCACUGUCCACAACCUGUUAUAUCGAGACAACCACGUCAUGAUUGCAACAAAGAGCCACUUGUUGAGUGCCAGCGGUAUGAGGUAGCCCUGAAGCACAUGCUGAUGCUCUGGAGGAACAGCAUCCCGAUGGCUGUGGAAGUCUUGCUGUCACCCGACUGUGCUCAGUGCAGCAGCAUGGACCACACGAGUGGCAUUGACACCUCCGCAGCCCCUAACACAUCGCAUCUUCUGCUAGAACAGUGGUUCAUCCAAAUGCUGCCGAUACGUGCUUCAGAAACAACCGCUUCGGCACAAAGCCUACUCCACGCGAUGCGGUCCUACCUUUCCUUCUCUCAGAUCGCUUCCUGGUAUAAUCUCUCGCAUGGAAGGAGUCCUCGAGGCAUCUACUACAGGAUCUCUGUGCCAGGAGAGGCAUUCUCCAGCAAGUUCCGCUGCAGCCCUGAAGUCCAAAACUUUCCCAUGGCAGGCCUUGGGCGCAACACUUGCCUCAAGGUCUCUGUCAAGUUUGCGCCUAGGUGUCCAGAUGGCAUACCGGCUAUUGCCUGUGCCAAGCAUUCAUCCGUGCCUCUUACACCCGCAGCUCCUAACGAGCCGCUGGGACCCACCAUCACUGCCACACUUCAGGGUCAAUCCAACAGAAAUGCCAAUGACGAUGGGUUCAUAAGAAAUGAAGAGUCGGUUGCCAAGCGCAAGCCCAAGAAGCACAGCAAGGGCGACUUGUCAGCCGAUGUACUGUUGGGGGAAAGCCUUCUGGAUCCCCCCCAGUCUCUCCAGAUGUACCCCAAGCGGUACCAAAGCCCAUCGCGAUGUGGAAGCCCAAGUGUCGAGGUGCCUGAGCAUUUGCUGUUUGGGAGCCAAGCUCAGUCGCCUCUGGAGCUGAGUGGAGAAGCCCAGACGGAGCACAAACGAGGAAGAGCACCGAGGCGCCCUGUCAUCGAGCGUUUCCUUAAGAAGAGCGGAGAGUCGCUGCCCGGAGAUGUGUUUGCUCUAGAUGCUCCGACUGCCAGCUCCAACCAGGUGCAGCCAAGAAAGGAGGAAAUAGCACCCACUCCUUUUUGGCCGAACCAGCAGUACAUCCGAGCGAGGAGCCUGGCGAUGCCAUUGCAGGCUCCGGAACCACAAGCGUCUUUUGUUCCAGUAACCCCUCAGUCGCCACUUCUGCUCGGAAAUGAGCAAGUCAUCACAAGUGUGAAAGAACUUGGCGAAAACAAGCAAACCGAUAAGUUUGCUCGUGCUGUUUCGCCCGACCAGUGUGGAUUGAAGAAUAGUUUUGAGGACAUGAGUCUGUGUCACAUCAACAAACCGUCUGCCAAACACAAACUGAUCUCUAGCAGCUCUUGUUCAGUGUUACAGGAGCAGCCAUUGGCUGCCAAGCCUCAUUUUGAAAGGACGUCAAAGCCCAAUGUGAAAGACCAGUGUGUGGCUAGUGUGGUGACUGACGACAAAGUGGAGCUUAGGACCUUUGUGAAAGAGCAGAAAGCUAGUGGUAGCAAGUGUGAUGGUGGUGUUGCUGCUCACAAGGAAGAAGCGAAUCAUAAUAAGCGAGGUUUAGGGCACAGUAAAACCUGGAGCGAAGGUCUGUGUGACCUGAAGCUCAAGGAUGGAGUGGUUGGAAAAGGCAGCCACAUCUUCAACAACCUCAUUCACAAGCACAAAGUGAGGCAGAUGUUGUGCAAAGCACGAAAUCAUCCAGUGCCUACAGCGGCGGAGCGGGCUCAGUUCCGCCGCUCUUUGGACAGUGCCACCUCAAUGGUCUUCCAUCAGAAGACUGGGCUGCCUCUAACUUCUAGUCCUGCUCCUCUUCGAAAAUCUGGAGCUAGUUUUGAUUUUGACAGCAGCCUGACUUCUGUGUCUGCAAUUAAGAGGGCAUUGUUUGAAAAAGAACCUGAGGAAGAGGAAGCAUUGGCGGGAGAAAUAAUCAGCUCGAGUGCUCCAGCAUCCACCACCACGAGCAGCCUCAUUGUUAAUUUUGAAGAGUCUGUCUUGAAUGGCCGACUGGAGCCAGUAAGCACCGUGCAGGGAUUUGUUGCUGAAAUCGGUGCCAGUGGAUCCUUCUGCCCAAGACACAUCACACUCCCAGUGACGGUCUUCUUCUACUCGCUGCACGACAUUGACAAAGUAGUCUCGCCUUAUUUGGGUCAUAUAAACCUUGGCAUGAAAGGUUACCAUGUUCCAAAGACGGGAACAAUACAAGUGACGCUGUUCAACCCGCAUAAGACGGUGGUGAAGAUGUUUGUUGUUCGGUAUGACCUCUCGGACAUGCCUCCAAACUGCCAGACAUUCAUUCGACAGCGCACCCUUUUCAUGCCCACUGAUGCCUCUGAGAAGGAUCCCGAGGCCAGUCGGUGGCUCCGUUAUCUCAUUCACCUCAGGUUUGCAAGCUCCAAGUCGGGACGCAUCUAUCUGCACACAGAUGUGCGCGUCAUCGUUUUUCGGAAGAGCGACUUGGACGCAGCCACCAUUCAUGGAGAUCGUCCGUACGAACUCCGCUCCUUCACCCAGUGCCCCGUCAACCCGAAGUUCUCUCCGUGCGAGUGAUUUGAUGUCGACGGAAUAAGAGAAGCUCACUCUUUCAUGCCCACAGACAAAACAUACAUGCUGGCUGUCUUUUGUUCUCAUGGACUUUCACGCUACGAUUAGUAGAAGGAAAUACUGCAGUGGAGUUUUUGGAGCAUGAUGGGAAUGUGGCCUAGUAAACCAUUUAUUCUUUGACUUAGGUGUGGCUUCACCUAGGAAGCUGAUUUGAACUUGUUUUUCGAUGCUUAUAUGUGAAGCUAGCGUGCCCUACAACAAGGUUUCUCUGUAGCAUGCCUGCACAUGAAAAUUCCAUGCAAUUAUUUCGGUCUACUUUCCUUCCAGUGAAUAACUUGUAGUAGUUUCAUGUUUGUUAUUGGAAACUUAGAUUACUAUUCCCAACAGUUUUGCCAUAGCGUUCCAAAAACAUUUAAAUUUGCUAGGCAGGUGAAUUAAACUGUUCCCUAAUUUCUGUACUUAGUAAACUUUCAAUAAAAAUUGAGUUCACAUUUACAAUACUUUUCAGCCUUGUUAUAUUGAAAUAUCAUGCCACAUAAAAACUUGAACUUUAUGUUAGUUAUGAGCACUCAUGUAAUCGAAUGUGGGUAUCACAGAGAAAAAUUGUAGAUUUGCUUUAUUUACAUCAAAAUUUUUUAUUUCUAUGUUCAUCAUGUAGUUAUAGUCUUAACUACAUGAUGUAGUUAUGACUAUAAAAAAAGUAACUACGGAAGCAAAGACAGCAGUGUCAUGUCUUAUCUAUAGGACUGUUAUUCCUGUGACUGAUUACGAAUCAAUUUUCAUUAUUCCAAUGAUAGUUGAGUACACACUGGGGCUACAUUUCCCUCUAGUAAACUUAGCAUGACUGUCUAUGAUUGUUCCCUCUUAUUGUUUGGUUUGACUAAAGUGAUCUCUUUUUGUCGUGGCUCCAGAUUGAAUAAACAUCUGUAGAGCAUGCACCUCCUCCCAGAAGACCACCUGGCCACUUGUUUCUAUUUUUUUUUUGCUUGUUGUUGAAAGUAAAUACAAAAGAUAUUGUUCAUGUAUGCUGUUAACUUAUUGUCUAAGAGACUCUAAUAAAUGACUAGGAAAUAUGUAGAAAUAAA
Rhipicephalus microplus (southern cattle tick) is the source of this 4564-nucleotide messenger RNA. RefSeq names its product atos homolog atossa (gene atos). Lineage: Eukaryota; Metazoa; Arthropoda; Arachnida; Ixodida; Ixodidae. The record is from RefSeq and is a predicted model, not a curated record.